AACAGCAGCAAUGGUGUAGCAUUCAGGUACACCAGUAACAGUAGCAAUGGUGUAGCAUUCAGGUACACCAGUGACAGUAGCAAUGGUGUAGCAUUCAGGUACACCAGUGACAGCAGCAAUGGUGUAGCAUUCAGGUACACCAGUGACAGCAGCAAUGGUGUAGCAUUCAGGUACACCAGUGACAGCAGCAAUGGUGUAGCAUUCAGGUACACCAGUCACAGUAGCAAUGGUGUAGCAUUCAGGUACACCAGUGACAGCAGCAAUGGUGUAGCAUUCAGGUACACCAGUGACAGCAGCAAUGGUGUAGCAUUCAGGUACACCAGUGACAGCAGCAAUGGUGUAGCAUUCAGGUACACCAGUGACAGCAGCAAUGGUGUAGCAUUCAGGUACACCAGUGACAGCAGCAAUGGUGUAGCAUUCAGGUACACCAGUGACAGCAGCAAUGGUGUAGCAUUCAGGUACACCAGUGACAGCAGCAAUGGUGUAGCAUUCAGGUACACCAGUGACAGCAGCAAUGGUGUAGCAUUCAGGGUUUUGUGCCAGCUAAGAACAAUGAGUUUCGGUCAGAGACUAUAGUCCCAGCUGCCUUUGCUGCCAUUGAUGAGAUCAACGCCAACUGCAGCAUCUUGCCAGAGUACAAGUUAGUGCUCGAGUUUGUUAACACGAAGUGUGACCCCUCUGAGGCAACAUGGCAACUCAUUAACUCCAUCGUGCUUCAAGACCAGGCUAAGAAUGUGACCAAGAUCAUGUUCUUUGGAGGGGGGUGCUCUCUGGCCACUGAGCCAUUGGCUGCACUAGCUGGACGCUUCUACGAGAUACCCAUGUUAUCUUAUGGAGCGUCAUCUCCGGCCUUGUCUGACAAUCAGAUGUUCCCCAAGUUCUUCCGCACUCUUCCAUCUGAGACUCAAGCUAACAGUGCUCGCAUUGCUGUCAUGAAUAAAUACGGGUGGACCAAGGUAGCCACUCUCCAUGAGACAGAAGCCAUCUUCACCUCUAGUGCAGACAACUUCCACAAACAGUAUGACGAUUAUAUUACUAAUGUGCUGAAAAAUUCUGAUCGAAAUGAGCUCAUUCUGAGAAGCUUCACAGACAACCCUGACAUACCCCUGGGUCAGAUCAAGGCCGAGGACAUCCGCAUCAUCAUUGGCUACUAUUACGAGAACCAAGCUGUCCAGACCUUGUGCAAGGCCUUCAAGAUGGGUCUACAUGAGACUAAUAACCUCUGGAUGUACAUUGCUUGGUAUGACAGUGACUGGUGGAUGGAUCUCAAUGGAACUACCAACUGUACUAUGGCUGAAUUGAAACAGGCCGUCAGGAACUCGUUACUGUUUGACUCUUAUAACCUGCCCACUGAUAAAGAGACUCCCACUGACACUGGCAAUAGUAUCACCUUCAACCAGUUUAAAGCCAAGUACGAUUGUUACUUGGAGGAGUUUCUGACUAAUGAUCAGACUAGAGAUCUGAGCAUGGGCAACUCGGUACCUCAUCGUUACUUCACGUACACCUGGGACGCUGUCUACACACUGGCCUUUGCACUGGAGCAAGCUGACAAGGAACUCAAGGAGAAUCACUCUGAUAUCUCACUGGAUGAUUUCAAGUACUUUGACAACCGUACUGCCAUCAUUCCUCAGCUCAUCACCAAGUACAUGGCAGACACUGACUUCAUUGGAGUAUCUGGUCGUGUGAUAUUUGACACGAUGGGCACACGAAUAUCCACAAACGCCGUCUUUCAACUGAGAGAGAACAAUACGACAGAUGAACUGGAUCUGGUGCUGCUUGGUAUCCACUCCCCUUAUGGAGAGUUUGAGAACGUCUCCAACUUGACCACCAACUUCCAAUCCUUUAACUUCACUAUUGACCCAUUAUUCAACACAGCCGGUGGGAAAGCCCCGGCUGACAGAGUGACGCCCGUGGACAAGUACAUCGACCCAGCUCUCAUCUACGUGUGUGAUGUCAUCAUCGGCAUAUCUCUAAUCAUUGCUAUAGCCCUACUCAUCUUUAAUCUUGCCACGUUUCGAAUGCCGCUAAUUAGAGACUCCGCCCCUCUCGUUAACAUGGUCAUUAUCCUCGGUUGUAUUCUCAUGCUCAUUACGGCCAUCAUGCUGGGUAUUGACACACAAACCCCUGAUAUCAGGACCUCUGCUAUGGAGUACAUCAACCAUCGAUACACAGUCUUCUGUAACCUGCGGCUGUGGUUCUUCACUCUGGGCUUCACUCUCUCCUUUGGUGCUCUCCUUGCCAAGACUUCUCAAGUCUAUCGUGUCUACACGAACCAGAGUCUCAAGAAAGAGGAUCUACAAAUGUGGCGAUUCUUCCUCAUUAUUGGGAUAUUCCUACUCAUCGAUGUCGCCUAUCUCUCUUUCUGGACGGGAGUGGAGGAAUUCAGGCUCAAACGCGGCCUCAACACAACAAAUGAGGCCGGAGAGCAAUUUGUGCACGAGCAGUGUGACAGUUCACAGUUUGGUUACCUCAUUGGAGCUCUGUACGUGUACAAGGGACUGUUGGUUGUGUUUGGGUUGUUCUUGGCUUACGAGAGUAGGAAUGUCAAGUACUUCAAGAUCAAUGACUCACGCUUUGUCAGCAUUGCCAUGUAUAUUGUGGUCAUCUUGAUUGGUAUCGGGGCUCCGCUCAGCCUGGUGCUGUCAGUGUACCACUUUGCUGACCCAGCAUAUGCUCUGUCAGUGUUCAUGAUAGUAGCCUCCACUCUGUCCUGCCUGCUCAUCAUUCAUGUGCCCAAGUUCGUGUACAUGGCUAAGGGCAAGGACACUAUGAUACAGGAGAAUAUGAAGGAGGAGAUUGCCGAGUCCUCGGGACUGCAGCUGGGCACUGCUGUGGACAUCACUGGCAUCAAGACUACUGAGAUGGAAGUAGCUGACCUGCGCUCUAAGAAUGAAGAGCGUGAGAUGGAGCUGAGGGACCUCCAGACACUGAGUGUGGCCACAAAGCCGCGUAAUGGCUCUGACAAUGACAGUGGGGUGUUGGUGACAGGGGAUGAAACAGAAACCUUCACCAGUGAAAUUGAUGAAAAUCGUCCGAAUACAGCCACGCCCUCUGAGGCCCCGCCCACUCCUGGGACCUCACUUUGAACUCAUUGAUUGGACUAUUAUUAUAGCAUAUACAGCAGUCCUUACACACAUCCCUCUAGUUACCUCUGCUCUGAAGUUAUCCUUUUCCAUCGAUCACGUGUGACAUUAUUGUAUUUAGAACAAUUACUUCAUCUGUGUGUGUAUAUAUUACUUAUACUUUUUUGUCUACAAUUAAUUAAAUAAUGCUUGUUUAUUAGGA
Messenger RNA from Halichondria panicea, 3285 nucleotides. RefSeq names its product gamma-aminobutyric acid type B receptor subunit 1-like. NCBI's taxonomy places the organism in Eukaryota, Metazoa, Porifera, Demospongiae, Suberitida, Halichondriidae. Gene Ontology annotation, cellular component: G protein-coupled receptor heterodimeric complex; membrane. Gene Ontology annotation, molecular function: G protein-coupled GABA receptor activity. The transcript has 18 exons. The record is from RefSeq and is a predicted model, not a curated record. Gene Ontology annotation, biological process: G protein-coupled receptor signaling pathway; gamma-aminobutyric acid signaling pathway. The coding region runs from base 747 to 3086 and encodes 779 amino acids.